CCGCCGUCCACCCAGACAGACCCACCCACCAUGAGCCAGAAGAGCGGGGGAGAGGCGGGACCUCCCCCCUCGGCGACGUUGGCCUCAGGAAGUUCCCUCUGAGGCAGGGAGUGUCUGCAUAUAAAAUGGUCUGCAGUUCACUGCUCCAUAGAUGCCACCUCUUCCACCUCCAGCCCCUCUGCCUCUUCCUCCCUCACCAUGGGACUCUCGUCCAGUGGCCUCUCUACCUCCUCCUCAGACCACCUCGCCGUCUCGCAGCACCUCCACCCCGCGGGGGGGGACGGAGCCGGAGCGCCGGAGAUGCAAGGUAUGGAGGCCGCCGGAUCCGCCGCCGGCAGAGGCAACGGUGGAGCGAACCCCGCGGGUGGGGACGCGGGUCCGGGAGUGCUGCCGGGGCUGGGCGUGCAGCAGCUUCAGAACACCCCGUCCAAGCGAAGGCCCGUGCUGAGCAUAUCGCCGCCGCCGGAAGAUCUGUUCGACGACAGCCAGAUGUCCUGCCAGGAGGAGCCCGCCGUAGCCGCCGCGCCGUGUCCGGACUCGGAGCACAGCAGCAGCAUGUGGGCCGACGACUCCGUGUCCAACUUCAGCCUGAUCAGCUCCGCCUCGUACAACGACAACACUGAGGUGCCGCGCAAGUCCAGGAAGCGCACCCCUCGGCAGCGGCCGGGCCCCAAGCCUGCCCCCCCGGAGAACAGCAUGGACGUGUUUGACGCCGACAGCGCCAAGGGUCCGCACUUUGUCCUCUCCCAGCUGAGCACAGACAAGGCCGGCGCAAUCCCAAGCUCUCUCGACGCAGGAACUGCGGUGAAAGGUGGUUCGCUGUCCGCUCAGUUUCCUCAGAGGAGCGACGGGAAGGAGCUCAAGAUCCUGGUGCAGCCAGAGACGCAGCACAGAGCUCGGUAUCUGACGGAGGGCAGCAGGGGUUCGGUUAAAGAUCGCACACAGCAAGGAUUCCCCACUGUCAAGUUGGAGGGCGUUAGCGAACUGGUGGUUCUUCAGGUGUUUGUGGCCAACGACGCGGGGAGAGUCAAGCCUCACGGCUUUUAUCAGGCCUGUCGGGUGACGGGACGCAACACCACUGCCUGUAAGGAGGUGGACAUCGACGGCACCACCGUCAUAGAGAUCCCUCUGGAGCCCAGCAACGACAUGACGCUAGCUGUGGACUGCGUAGGAAUUUUGAAGCUGCGUAACGCAGACGUGGAGGCACGCAUCGGCGUGGCGGGAUCCAAGAAGAAAAGUACACGAGCCAGGCUGGCCUUCAGAGUCAACAUCCCCCAGCCUGACGGCUCGGUGCUCACUUUGCAGGUCCCCUCAUCGCCCAUCCUCUGCACCCAGCCAGCUGGACUGCCGGAGAUCCUGAAGAAGAGUCUCCACAGCGGCUCAGUGAAAGGAGGCGAGGAGGUUUUUAUAAUUGGCAAAAACUUCCUCAAAGGAACCAAAGUCAUAUUUCAGGAGAACCUUGCAGACGAUAAUUCCUGGCAAGCCGAGGCCAAGAUUGAUAUGGACCUUUUUCAUCAGAAUCAUUUGGUGGUGACCGUCCCUCCGUUCCAAAGCCAAGCCAUCACUUCUCCCGUGACCGUGGGGAUCUUUGUGACGACCAACGCUGGUAGAUCACACGAGGCCCAGCCCUUCACUUACACUCCAGAAUCAGCAGAUGACUCAAAUGGCCAGACAGUGAAAACAGAAGGAACCUCGCUGGUCAACACCUGCAUAUUCGACGGCCAAAUCAAAUCUGUGUCCUCUGAGCAAAGCGACUGCUCCGGCCAGCCCUCCAAGCGGCAAGAGGACACCCCUAUGGAGGUCUCCAGCAAUCCACAGCCCACAGAUGUGUUCAAACCGUCCCCAGACCCCCUGAUCUCAGUGCAGCAGACUCUGGAGCUCAACUCAAGUCCACAUCCAGGAGGAGAGGCUUUCGAAAGCCCAAUGCCCCUACAGCCCGAAGACGUUGAGCUCCCCCAGGCACCCCCCGUCUUCCCUAGCCUAGAGUCUCUCGGCACCAUACAAAAGCAAGAGCUCUCUUCCACCACGUCGUUCCCGGUGUCGGGAGAUACCUCGAUACCGCCGGUCACACCAGAGGUCCCUCAGCAGUUCCUCAGAGACCCCCAAGAAAGCCUGUCCCCUGAGACCUCCGAUAACAGCGGCACGAUCGUGGUCGUGGCCAUGUCUCAAAUGGCGGCCCCCGCUCAGCCGCAACCGCAGCCGUCGCAGGUCACCCUGUUCCCCCAGGAAGGCGUUGCCCAGCUGGAGAGGGCAGUCAGGGAGUUGCAGGCUGGCGGCACCACCACCCUGGAGCAGGUGCUGGAGGUGGCCGUGGCCCAGCAGCAGCUGAACUCGGUGCUCUACAGCCCCACGCCCUCCGCCGAGUCCUUGCAGCAGCACGUCCAGGAGAACAUGAACAGCCUGCGCCUGGGCAACUCGGAUAACCCGCUGUCGGCGCAGCAGCAGAUGCAGAUGCAGCAGCAGCAGCAACAGAUGCAGCAGCAGUUCCAGCAGCAGCAGAUGCUCGAGAACCUGCAGCAGCAGCAGCAACUGCAGCAGCAGCAGCAGCAGGUCCUCAGCAACAUGCAGAUCCAACAGCAGCUCAUGCUGCAGCCCCGAGACCAGCAGCAGCUGCAGCAGCAGCAACAGCAGAUCAUGGAGAAUAUCCAGCAGCAGCAGCAGCAGCUGCAGCAGAAUCAGCAGCAGCAAGUCCUCAACAACAUUCAGCUCCAGGAUCAGCAGCAGCAGAGCCAGAUGCUGAGCAACUUGCAGCAACGCCAGCUGCAGCAGCAGCAGCAGCAGCAGGAGCAGCAGGUCUUGGAGAAGCUGCAGCAGCAGCUGCAGGCCGAGCUGCUGCAGCCCCAGAUCCACACCUCUACCCAAGCGCAGCAGCCCGUCUCCCUCCUGCAGCAGGCCGGCGACCUGCUCACCAUCCAGACCAGCUUCCCGACGCAGCCCCCGUCCCACACGUCCCCGCCGCAGCAGCUCUUCCAGUCGCCCCAGCCGCUGGCCGAGACCCAGAGCUCCCAGCAGCAGGUGCAGGCCGCCCUGCUGCAGAACACGCUGAGCGUUCUGUCCGGUGGCGCUCUGAGCUCAGAGCAGCCGGCCGCAGGCUCCGCCCUGUUCUUAUCCGCCAACCCCCAGCCGCAGCAGCCGCAGCCCCAGCUGGCCUUCAUCUCCUCCAUGGAGACGUCGUCCAGCCAGCCCCAGCCCGUUUCCAUGUUCCAGAACCAACCUCCGUCCCAGCUUUCCCAGCUGCAGCCUCAGAACACGCCCAUGGAGCAGCAGCAGUCCCCACAGCAGAACCAACAGCAGCCGCAGCAGCUUCCGAUGGGCCAGCAGGGCUCCUUGUUCCAAAACAUCGCCAACCACUCGCAGGCAAACCCCGUCCCCCAAGCCCAGAUCUCCCAGCCCCAGCAAACGGGCCUGCUCCUCUGCACCACGGAUCUGAACUCGCCGGCCAUCCUGUUCAGCACCCCAACCCAAGCCCCUCCCCCUAUCGCGAGCAUUAGCGUUGGGAUCUCCCAACCAGAUACGGCGGAGCCCAUGUCUUUCCAAGUCCAGAGCUCGUCAGAGAGCAGCUCCACGCCGGCCCCAAACCAGCAGCAGGGCUUGUUCCAGGAGCAGCAGCCCAUGCAGGUGACUCCCAGCCCCGGCCAGGUGCCCAGCAGUCAGCCGGUGAAGCUCUUCAUCCCGCAGACGUCGCUGUCCGGCCUGCAGGGGACCAUCGGCUCCCAGGAGCUGAGCAGCGAGGCCGCCGCUCCUGCCGCCACCAUCUUUGUGGUCCAGGGCGGUGUGGGCGUGGUCGCCAGCCCGGGUCAGCAGCCGCCGGAGCAGCUUUUCCAGACCGGCGUGGGCGGGACCGUAGCGCCACAGGGACAGCCCAACCUGUUUGUGUUUGGCAUCCAGAACGACUCGUCGCAGUUGCUCAGUUCUUCUGGACCCAACCUGCCCGCUCAGAGCCAGGCGCAGAGCUCCGGUCACAUGCAGCCUCUGCUGGACCGGCCCAUGGCGCAGGCGGCCCCCAGCAUGCACGGCAAUCUGCAGAACACCAUCCAGGCACAAAUGCAAACCAGCCUAGAGAACGCACUGCAGUCCAACACCCAAACUCCGAUGCAGACCGGUCUGCAGACACAGAUACAGAGCAGCUUACAGAACCAGAUGCAGGCGACGUCCGGCAUGGAUAAGAUCGAGGACAUCCUGGAAAGCCUGCAGAAGCAAUGAGACAAUGGACAGACGUGUAGAUGGGCGAAGGUGGCGUGUCGGAGGUUUUUUUUUUUUGUUUUCGUGUCAAUGCCAUAAAACAAAAAACGAGAAAAAAAAAAUCUAAAUAUUUAAUAACAAAAUGCCCUUUUACUAAAAACCCAAAUUAUGAGCUUUGACACGAUUUUUUUUAAAAGGUCAUUAUUAAUUCAUUUAUUCAUUUUAGAUCCUGUUCAUUGCUCUUGAAUUGUUGUUGGCAGUUACCAAUGUUGCAAAUUAUUGAGGCCCAGAGUAGCUUGCUCAGAUGCUUGGGGGGGGGGGAGGAGGAAAUAAUUCAGUGUUUUUUGUUCUGUGCUUAGAUAAUGUGAGCCUCAGAGAUGACGCUACAAACCUGCCAUGUGUGGGAGGGGAAGAAACUAGAAUGGGAUGGAGCCUUGGAAACAUCGGCUCCACGGAUGUGCUGGAGAACGGCUGAAUCUCAUUUUGUGAAUGUGUAAACUCCCAGGUCUUCAUUUCACUCCAGCGACCAGUGUUUUAGAAGAGAAACUUUAGAUUUCGUUAUGACGGCUCAUCCAACUCGUCUUUGAUUGUUUUGGGGGGUUUUUUUUGGCUAUGAAGAAUUCUCCCCAUUUUCCCCUCAAACCUUGGAUUUUGCAUGCCAGCAACUUCUGCUCUAAGAAUCCAGGGUGGUUUAAAAGGCACGUUUCUUUACAGGAGGAGGAUGUGUGCGCGAAUAUUUGCUGUUGUGCAUUUAGUCCACACUUGAAGUCUCUCUAAGAGGGGAGGAUAAAACGCAGCUAUCAGCUGUAGUGCUUAAAAAUGGGAGCGGGCCGGCAUGAGAUUCUCACGGUAUGACCUGGAGUAAGAAUAGUUUUAUUAUAGUCGUACAACCGUGAAUAACGCCACUUGAAUGUUGCUUUUCUUUAAAACCGAAAAAAAAAUGAUUCAUCGCGCUGCUAAAAUAUGACUUAUUGACUUUUAUUGUUACAUUAAAGGUGCUCGAUCUGUAACACGUUUUUAUUUUUAAUACAUUAUCUUAAGCAAAUAAAAGUUGACUAGACACCCCUUUUUAAAUGAAAUCCUAAUUUUACUUUUUCAGAGUGCCAACAGUGUAACAAGCUUAUUAUUAUUAUUAUUAUUAUUAUUAUUAUUAUUAUUAUUAUUAUUAUUAUUUAGGCUUUGCGCUCAGCUACCGGCCUGCUAGUCAGACCUGCUGCUUGGAGACCGAAAAAAGCCGUAAAACAAGACGUCGUUGAUGCUCCUCUAGUUUCCGCACAAUCACUAGAAAUAUUUCCAAACACCUGAAAUAGCUUCUUUUUUUUUUUCUUUUUUUUUUUUUCGUCCAGCUUCUCGUUUUAUUAGCUAGCCUGCAGUCAGAAAUGCUGCUAAGCCGACAGUAGCUUUAAUAAGGCAUUAGCUUAAUAAAGGUGAUGGGGGGCACUUGUUUGGUUCUGUUUUUUAGGCUGUUAAAAGGCUUUUUUUAUUAGUAUUAUUAAAUCUUGUACCCUGAUACCUCUAACCGACCCACGCUUCUUUAAAAAAAUAAUGUAAAAUAGUUCUCACUAAAAUCUAAUUUGCUAGGAGGGAGUAUUCCACAGUCACAAAUGAGGUUCAGCCUGUUGAUUAUUGUGUCUGGGCCUGUUUGAGGGCGCUAUGCGGCGUUCUCGUGUUUGGUGGGUUUCUCUGUGAAUUUUAUCAACAGCAUUCAUUUCACUUCUGUUUCGUGUUCAUUUUUUUUUUUUUUUUUUUUUAAACAUUUAUUUUUUUCCCAUUUAAAUGUGCUGGUAACCUUUUUUACCAAUCAAUCGUGGACAGAAAGCAGCUUUCCACUGGUGAAAACAAGAGUGUUGUGUGGUUUUUAUAAACAUUUUAUCUCAAGCACUUUAUAACCUUUUUGUGUAACCUGCUCCUCCUGAUCGUCCCUCCGUCCGUCCGUCAACAGCCCUGUAAGGAACACCCCGAAUUUAUACACGAGAGAGAGAGAGAGAGAG
Messenger RNA from Fundulus heteroclitus (mummichog), 6173 nucleotides. RefSeq names its product nuclear factor of activated T-cells 5-like. The record is from RefSeq and is a predicted model, not a curated record. Gene Ontology annotation, biological process: regulation of transcription by RNA polymerase II; calcineurin-NFAT signaling cascade; cytokine production. Gene Ontology annotation, molecular function: DNA-binding transcription factor activity, RNA polymerase II-specific; transcription factor binding; RNA polymerase II cis-regulatory region sequence-specific DNA binding. Gene Ontology annotation, cellular component: transcription regulator complex. The transcript has 12 exons. NCBI's taxonomy places the organism in Eukaryota, Metazoa, Chordata, Actinopteri, Cyprinodontiformes, Fundulidae. Bases 199 to 4203 code for a protein of 1334 amino acids.